Messenger RNA from Pogoniulus pusillus (Red-fronted tinkerbird), 337 nucleotides. It is a transcript of the gene RPS29, whose product is annotated as ribosomal protein S29. Gene Ontology annotation, molecular function: structural constituent of ribosome; zinc ion binding. Gene Ontology annotation, biological process: translation. Bases 53 to 223 code for a protein of 56 amino acids. The record is from RefSeq and is a predicted model, not a curated record. Gene Ontology annotation, cellular component: ribosome; cytosolic small ribosomal subunit. Lineage: Eukaryota; Metazoa; Chordata; Aves; Piciformes; Lybiidae. The transcript is spliced from 3 exons.
CGCAUGCGCCGGCCGCCAUCUCCUUUUCGCCGCGCCGCGCGUAGCAGGCAGCAUGGGCCACCAGCAGCUCUACUGGAGCCACCCCAGGAAGUUCGGUCAGGGCUCUCGCUCAUGCCGAGUGUGCUCCAACCGGCACGGCCUCAUCCGCAAGUACGGCCUCAACAUGUGUCGGCAGUGCUUCCGGCAGUACGCUAAGGAUAUCGGCUUCAUUAAGCUGGACUAAGCCCCGAGAACAUGAGGCUGUUGUCAGAAGCUGCUGGGGCUUCGCUGGCCCUUCCUGACACAUCUGCAGCGUCUCGGCACAGUUGUAAUCAAUAAAUGAGUUCCUUGCCUUUUU